This is a messenger RNA of Triplophysa dalaica, 4937 nucleotides long. RefSeq names its product calcium/calmodulin-dependent protein kinase type II subunit beta (gene camk2b2). Gene Ontology annotation, cellular component: neuron projection; cytoplasm. Gene Ontology annotation, biological process: protein phosphorylation. The record is from RefSeq and is a predicted model, not a curated record. The transcript has 22 exons. Lineage: Eukaryota; Metazoa; Chordata; Actinopteri; Cypriniformes; Nemacheilidae. Gene Ontology annotation, molecular function: calcium/calmodulin-dependent protein kinase activity; calmodulin binding; ATP binding. The coding region runs from base 184 to 1857 and encodes 557 amino acids.
AUUCGGUGAGAGGUUGGGAAGGCAGUCGGCUCUGCUCGUUGGAGAACCUCUCCUGCACUCGAACCCACAGCCACACUCGAGUUUUAUCCUCCAAACCCCACAGUUCGGACUCGGAGACACAGAAGCGCGCUGGAAGACGGCUCGGAUAUCGACACGAAGCAGGCAAACGCGGAGGGCUGAGAAAUGGCAACGACAACCUGUACGCGCUUUACCGACGAGUACCAGCUUUACGAAGAACUUGGAAAGGGGGCUUUCUCAGUCGUGCGACGUUGCAUCAAGCUGUGCACAGCCCAGGAGUUUGCUGCCAAAAUCAUAAACACCAAAAAGCUCUCGGCAAGAGAUCACCAGAAGCUCGAACGAGAAGCUCGUAUCUGCCGCCUGCUCAAGCAUCCCAACAUCGUUCGGCUCCAUGACAGCAUAUCAGAAGAGGGCUUUCAUUACCUCAUAUUUGACCUAGUGACGGGUGGGGAGCUGUUCGAAGAUAUCGUAGCAAGAGAAUAUUACAGCGAAGCUGAUGCCAGUCAUUGUAUCCAUCAGAUUCUCGAGAGUGUCAGUCACAUUCAUCAUCACGAUAUAGCGCACAGGGACCUGAAGCCUGAGAACCUGCUGUUAGCCAGUAAAUGCAAGAACGCAGCCGUCAAGCUGGCCGACUUUGGCCUGGCCAUCGAGGUGCAGGGAGACCAGCAGGCCUGGUUCGGGUUCGCCGGAACACCGGGUUAUCUUUCCCCGGAAGUUCUGAGAAAGGAAGCGUACGGUAAACCUGUGGACAUCUGGGCAUGCGGAGUAAUCCUGUAUAUUCUGCUGGUGGGUUAUCCUCCGUUUUGGGAUGAAGACCAGCACAAACUCUACCAACAGAUCAAAGCCGGCGCUUAUGAUUUUCCCUCUCCAGAGUGGGACACGGUGACGCCUGAAGCCAAAAACCUCAUCAAUCAAAUGUUGACCAUAAAUCCGGCGAAGAGAAUCACAGCCCAGGAGGCCCUGAAGCACCCGUGGGUCUGCCAACGAUCCACCGUGGCAUCCAUGAUGCACAGACAAGAAACGGUCGAGUGCUUGAAGAAAUUCAAUGCAAGGAGGAAACUCAAGGGUGCGAUUUUGACAACGAUGCUAGUGUCACGAAAUUUCUCUGUGGGCAGACAGACCACGGCCCCCGCCUCCGUCUCUGCGGCCGCUGCUGCAGCCGCCGCCGCUGCAGGUACCACCGCUGGUCUGGUGGAACAAGCAGCCAAGAGUCUGCUCAACAAGAAGGCCGAUGUCAAGAAACGGAAAUCCAGUUCAACCGUUCAAUACAUGCCACAGUCGAACAGCACCAAAAACAGCAUAGUCACCAGUCCCAAAGGAUCCGUCCCCUCUCCUGCGCUGGAACCUCAGACCACUGUUAUCCAUAACCCAGCGGAUGGGACCAAGGAAUCUUCAGACAGCAGCAACACAACAAUCGAGGAUGAAGACGUCAAAGCACGCAAGCAAGAAAUUAUCAAAAUCACAGAACAGCUUAUAGAAGCCAUCAACAAUGGUGACUUUGAGGCUUACGCGAAAAUCUGUGACCCUGGACUGACCUCCUUUGAACCCGAGGCUUUGGGGAACCUGGUUGAAGGCAUGGACUUCCAUAGAUUUUACUUUGAGAACUUAUUGUCGAAGAACAGUAAGCCCAUUCACACCACCAUCCUGAACCCUCAUGUUCAUCUGAUCGGAGAAGAUGCUGCCUGCAUCGCCUACAUCCGCCUCACCCAGUUUGUCGACGUUCAAGGCAGACCACGCAGCAGCCAAUCGGAAGAGACCCGUGUGUGGCACCGUCGCGACUCAAAAUGGCAGAACGUUCAUUUCCACUGCUCGGGUGCGCCAGCCGCUCCUCUCCAGUGAAGUGGAUAUAUUGGAUGUGAACACCCCUCAUGGAGGUGAAGGACAGGGACGACUAAUAGGAUGGCUGCAGGGGUCCAGUGUCGGAGUGCUCUGAAAUACCCAGCUUUCCUACUCUGGACACCGCUGUCCUUCACUGCAUACCAACCAACAAUCAUCCCUCGACCUGUGGGCAGCUCUCAGACACCUUCAGCACUCACAGACCCUCUGACUUAACCCGGCACGCUACCACAUAUAUUAAAGCCAAGACUUAACACAUACGUGAGAACACCACUGCAUAGAUGAAUCAUGAAGAGCAAUCAUAGACUUGAGGUUCUCAUCUGUAACCUUUUCUAUAUCCCGCACGAUUGCCUUUACCCCCAUAAUCCUUUCCGCUCCACUUUUGUCCUCACUGGCCUUAUUUCCCCUUGCACCCGUGUGCUCUUGAAUACAGUAAAUCAUGUUUUAAUAAAAUCUUAUUAUUAUUCUUAUUAUUAAAAUUAUUGUAUUAAUUAUUGUUACUACAAUGAUUAUUAGUUCUGUCAGGAUUCUAAAUAUCGCUGUUGUUCUAUUGAGAUUGUAUAUUUGUAGUCAAAUUACUGAUGUUGUUUUUUUUAAGCAUGGAUUUUGAGUUUUCAGGUAAAUUAAAGUCACCACUGUAUAGUGUAGUUCGAGUUUAAGUCUCGCUGUUCAAAUGAACGCGCUCACAGCGUCACAUCAAACCCUCGCAUGUAAGAUCGACAUCAUAGUUACAAAUGUGGUGAUGGGCAGAUUCUCAGUUACCGUGAUCAAUGGUUGUGUUUGCAGGGUGCUGUUUUUAAAUAGCUUGGUGGUCACCAUUGACUGAUGACGCUUUUCCCAUCAUGCUCUUGGAGGCAGCUGACAUCAUUGCACUAGUGAGUUCAGGCCUCAAUCGGAUGUUUGUGGGUUGCCAAGCAGAACUUUUUCACUAAAUCUCUCGGAUGUCAUUUAUGAAACUGUCAGUAUCCACCUUAAUGUGUUCGGCCCACGGUGACCUGCAGUUGUGUCUUUGUUAUCGACAAUCUGUGCUGAUCUGAGUUUAUUUAUUGCUCAGAAAGUCAUGUUGGGGUGUACGUUUACAAUCAUUGUAUCUCUUUAAGGGUAUAGAGUAGACAAUAAAUGUAGCCUGGUGGUUUCAGAUCUAUGAAAUAAGACUGUUUGAUGGCUGAUUUUGUGGGACUGAGGAAAUGAGUUAUGAGAGGGAAUAGUGCAUGUCGUGUUUUAUAAAGGCCUUUAUUCUGGAAGCAGCAUGUUUGGAUGUAGAACGGUGGGAUUUUAAUAGCCAUUUUGGUUACCACGGUGAUCAGUAACCUGUGUGUUCUUCAUAUUGAGACUGGUAUGAAAGUCUGAGAGGAUUUUAAAGUGUUUGUUCAAGAAAUCUUGUUAUUCACCUCGACUCAGGCACCUACAGCGAUCAUACUUUGAUUUGAUGUUUUUCUGUAUUUUUAUGUCGUGGAUUUUAGCCGGUUUUGUUUCUUUGUUUUAUUUUAUUGAGUGUGUGUGUCUUAUAAUGCAAGGAUACAGCUUGGAUGCAUGUCUACCCGAUAUCCCGAAUGUGAAAGCGUAAAUAAUGCUGAAAACCAUCACAGACCGUUUGAAUGACAGUAGAAUUAAAGGAUCAGCAGAUGUGGUUUUUUAGUCGUGUUUGUUUUCCUUUCAUCUGUGAAUUGAACGUUACUCGUGUCAGUUUGAAAAGAACAUCAUGUUUCUUCACUUUGAGAGAUUAAGUUUGGAUUUGGCUGAACACGAGGGCAAUUCGUACUGUUCGUUUUUGACGUCCCGUCAAAAGAUUUCAUUCAAGUAUCCUGCUGAAUGUGGGCCUCAAGUCAUUGUGUCUUGUGUUGAUUUUCAUUAUACUCCGUUUUAUUUUUGAAGUCGCAGGGUAAACUCAAUUUAAAUGGUGACGAAUGCCACUUGUACAAACCGCAAAUCUCAGCCGCAUGUCGACAAACCGGUGUCGUUUCUUUCUAAUAUGUGCAUUUCGUAUUUCAAAUAAUCAACGAAAGUUCAAUACAAGUUUAGCAAAACGGAUAUCUUGUAAAACUACAGCUACUAAGUGUUCACUUAAUAUAGGUGGCAGUUGUUUGCAUGAUCUUUGCAAUAUUGGAAUUUUGGUGAUUUUUUUUCAUUCUUUUUAUUUUUUACUGAAUGCUGGUGAUCUAUUUUUGAGCUUUGUAAGUGCAUAUAACUAUUUUUGUCUAAAAUAAUGACUAUAUUAAUGAUAAUGACUGUAUCAUGGUGUACUUCUGAUGAUUGUAUGGCAUGCUUUUGUAAAGGCGUUUGUUGUUUGAGCAGUGUUGAUUGAGCGCGUAUAAUAUGUGAAAUGAUGAAAAAUGUGUUCGAUAUUCAAGUGUCACACUAGAUCACAUUAUGCAUGUAUGUUAAUAUGAAAUGAAUCGUGCUUUGGCUGCAAAAGGGACCUCGAUUAAUGUCUGUGUUCAAUGUGCGUAGCUCUGCUAAAAUGUUCAUAUUUUGAUCAAUUACCUUCUUUGUUCUUUGAGAAAUUAUUCUUUAGAAGGCGCUAUUUACUACAAAGACUUUUUCAGUUACAGUAUGAACAACACUGCAAGAAUUCACCUGAAAGUAUCUUUGCAGUUUUCCACACUUUUUUGUUUAAAUGGAAACUUGUAAGAAGGCCAUGCACUGAUAGUAAUGUGAUUAGUAUUAAUGAACCUAAGCCAUCAUAGAUAUACAGUAUUUACAUUGUGUGUAUGUCUGCGUGCGUGUGAGAGGAAGAGAGAACCGGUGUUGGUUUUCCAACACACAACUGCUCCAACAACAUCAAGCCGGCAGAAAUUUCUAGUGUUCACAUUUUCUCCCGACGUCCUUUUUUAUCUUUUGCUUACCUUUGACUGCUUCAAGUCCGUCUAUAGAUAAGACAACUUUUUGCAGUUUCUUUGUACAUAAUCCCAAAUCCUGCAAUGAGAUGUGGAUUUUAUUCAGUUAUGAAAAAUAGAUUAAUGUAAUUAUUCUCAUGAAUCUUCAUAUCUGUUCUUCCAACGUGCUAUCUCUCUUUUUCUCUUUAUGUGUUCUAUAGGAGAUGUACUAAGAUGUUAUCAGUAUUAUCAAUAAAAGGACUCCUG